CCAACACUGGCAAAUAUGAAUUUCUCGUCAUUCCAAAAAAAACUUCCAAAAGAAAAGAACGUCGUGUGCGUGUUGAUGGCGCGAUAAGUAAAAAAAAAAGUAAAAACAAUUUUCGCAGCUUUGUGGAAAUACAAUUAGUGGCAAAUACGAGUGCGUUUUAAGUAAGUGCGUGGCGAAAGUGACCGAGCUGAGAAAGAAUGAUGCGCAGCUCGCUACGCGUGAACUCACUGCAAUAAAAGCAAUAUAAAAGUGACUUAUAUACAUUCUGUGCACCCACACAUUGGCGUAAAAUGUAUAUACAUAAGAGUGCAUUUGUACAUUGUGCAUAUUCGUCAACGGGAAAACAUUUAUUCGCUGGCAAACGGCAAUUGCAAGGAAAUAUUGUUUAAGUGAAAAGUAGCAGUGCAUAUAUAAAACCCAUUCGAAAAGUGCAACAAAAACCCCAUAAAAAUCAAGAACUAAAGCAACGAAAAAUCAACGCAAUUAAAACACUUCUGGAAUAAUUUCGGGCCGUUUUUACUAGCUAAUUUAAAAAUAGCUACGAAAACAUUCCGCAACCACUAGUAGUGACUGGUCCAAAACCAAUGCGAACAAUACACCCUGGAAUACUCCAAUUUCGAGUGGCCUACGCAUGCCUUUGAAUUCGCAUUUUCACACCCGCACAUUAGCCAGCAAAAGCCAUCGCAGAAAACCCUAUGGAUGACCCAUCAAUCAAAAAACGGUUAAUAGAUCUAUAUACUGACGAACAUGAAUACGAUGAGGUUCAGGAGCUGCCAGAAGAGUCAAGCAUUCAGCCCCCGGAGUCAUCAGCGAGCAAUCCCAGCACGAACGGUGCCAGCCAUUCAGGACCUGGAACUGCAAUUGGAUCAGGAACAGGAACAUCAGCAGGAGGUCCAACAUCGGUUGCGUCACAGUCACCAGCAAUUGUUGUGGAUUCGGUUCCCGAGCUGCCAGCGCCUAAACAGAAAUCUGUAAAGAACACAAAGAGCAAACAGAAGCAAAAGCAAUUGGCGGCGAACAAGUCGAAGAUACCGCGUUCCCCUUCGCUGGCUAGCAGUCUGAGCAGUCUGGCCAGCAGCCUGAGUGGUCAUAGGGAUCGAGACAAGGAUCGGGAAAAGGAUCGAGAUCGAGAUAACCACAACCAGAGCUCCGUGCCUCCACAGACGCCGCCGUUGCCAGCGAGCUACAAACAGAGCCAGAUGAAUGGUGAUACAACAACUGCAGCUGGUGGUGGUGUUUCUGCCCCAGCUACGCCCACAUCCGCCAACAAUAAUAAUGCGAGCAAUAACAACGGCAGCAUAAUGGGCGGGGGCGGGCACUUGAAUCAAUCGGACCACGCCAACCCCGUUCUUCAGGCGCCAGGGGAGCGCAGUAGUCUCAAUCUGACACCCCUCUCCCGGGAUAUGGGUGGUGGCCAUUCCCAGGAGCCCACGACGCCAGCGACCACGCCAACGACGCCGAGCAUAGCAUUACCAAAAAAUUUUCAGUAUUUAACCCUGACUGUCCGCAAGGACAACAAUGGAUAUGGAAUGAAGGUUUCUGGAGACAAUCCUGUGUUUGUGGAAAGUGUUAAGCCCGGAGGUGCAGCUGAAAUCGCAGGCUUGGUUGCUGGCGAUAUGAUACUGAGGGUGAAUGGUCUUGAAGUUCGCCAAGAAAAGCAUCCAACUGUAGUGGGUCUCAUAAAAGCCUCGAACACUGUGGAGCUGGCGGUGAAACGAAGUCAGAAGCUGACGCGACCCACUUCGGUCUCUGUGGUAACGCCAUCGACACCCAUACUUUCAGGACGAGAUCGAACUGCAUCCAUAACAGGACCACAGCCGGUGGAUAGUAUCAAACGAAGGGAGAUGGAAACGUACAAGAUUCAGACUUUGCAGAAAAUGUUGGAGCAGGAGAAACUAAACUUGGAGCGUUUGAAAAGCGAUCAGAACAAUCCGAGCUACAAGCUGUCCGAGGCGAACAUCCGUAAACUGCGCGAGCAACUCGUUCAAGUGGGAGCUGAGGAUGCACCGACUGUUAAACUUCAGGCGGCCGCUGGCAAUAAGAACACAGCAUUACUAACGCCCAACCAAAUCCAACACUUGUCCGCGUCCGCCACUCACAGCAAUCAGCAAUUCCAUCAUCUUCACCUCCACCACAAUCUCCACAACAACAAUUAUCCGCCACAGCAACAGCCAGCUAGCACCUCACCCGCAUUCCUGUCCCUCCUGCCGCGUUCCCUUUCGUCCCUGUCGCUGGGUACGCGCAAAAACAAGAUCGAAAAGGACCUAACAACUUCAUCUCCAUUUGGCCUCACAACGGACUUCCUCCAACAGCAACGGUUGAGCCAUCAGGCGGAGUCUAUGUCGCAGUCGAUGCAUCAGCACACCAGCACCCCAACCUCGCAGCAGUUCUUCCAUCCGCAUCAGCAGCAACAUCGUUUUAAGGAUUCUGGAUCAUCUUCGAAAGGCAAGAAUAAGUUCUUGAUUUCAAGGAGUUUGAUUGAGGAGGAUGUCCCACCACCAUUGCCACAAAGGAAUCCGCCCAGGCAAUUGAAUUUGGACUUAAAGAAUGGAAAUGCAUCGCCGGGAGGUUCUCAUUUGGUGGCUCCUGUUUCCGAUCUGGAUCGUGCCACAAGUCCCCAGUUAAACAGAUCCCAACAACAACAGCAACAACAGCUGCCCAGCAGCACAGACAACAGUCCAAGCAACGCCAAGUCCAAGCGUUCAAAGAUUAAAACAAAGGCGUUGUCCGAUCCCAAGAUGUCUACCCAGAUGUUUCUGCAAAUGGAAUCGUCAAGUGCAGCGGGAGCAGGAGGUGGAAACAUUGAAGUCGAUGGUGGCCCACCGCCACUGCCACCCCGUUUGCCUGGAAUGAUGACGGAGGACAUGAGUCGCGGCAGUUGCCAGAACCUCGCUCAACCCAAUUCCGUGGGCACUGCCUUCAAUUAUCCUCUGGUUUCUACAACUACGGCUGUUCAGAAUGACAAUCUGAACAUUGCCUUUCCUUUGUCCCAGAGGCCUAAUAUUGUCCAACAACUGCAGCAAUAUCAACAACAACAGCAACAUCAGUUGAUCGGUGGCCAGGCCACAGGCGCUCUAGGACAUACUCCAAAUAUGGUGAAAAAUAAACAUCGACGUGUUGGUUCUUCACCGGACAAUAUGCAUCCACGACAUCCGGAUCGUAUGACUAAAACUACUUCGGGUUCAUGGGAGAUUGUUGAAAAGGAUGGGGAAGCCUCCCCGCCCGGAACACCGCCACCACCGUAUUUAUCCAGCUCGCACAUGACUGUUCUGGAAGAUCCCAACGAAAACUGUCGUGAAGUAGGUGCCGCUAGGCCAGGAGUCUUCAUCGAGUCGCAUCAGUUUACGCCGAUGGCGGGAGCUGCUUCUCCGAUCCCGAUGUCCCUACAUUCCGGCCAUACACAGGCGGCACAAUCGAACGAUACACAAAAGGAGAUCAUCUCAAUGGAGGAUGAGAACUCGGACUUGGAGGAGCCCUUCAUCGACGAGAACGGACCGUUCAACAAUUUGACUCGCUUGUUGGAGGCCGAGAAUGUCACUUUCCUAGCCAUAUUCCUAAACUAUGUGAUCUCGAACUCGGAUCCAGCGCCACUUCUCUUCUACCUGAUCACUGAGCUGUACAAGGAGGGCACCUCCAAGGACAUGCGCAAGUGGGCCUACGAAAUUCACUCCACAUUCCUCGUGCCGCGGGCUCCAUUGUCAUGGUAUCGCCAGGAUGAAUCUCUGGCUCGCGAAGUGGAUAAUGUGUUGCAGUCGGAAUUCGACAAGGUAGAGAUCCUACGCACUGUUUUCCUACGCAGUCGCAAGCGAGCCAAGGAUCUAAUCAGCGAGCAACUGCGCGAGUUUCAGCAUAAACGCACCGCCGGUCUGGGCACAAUAUAUGGACCCACGGAUGACAAGUUGUCCGAGGCGAAGACCGAUAAGCUGAAGGAGCAAAUCAUCGACAAGUAUUUGAUGCCCAAUCUGCACUCGCUGAUUGAGGAUGAGAACGGUUUACCGCCUGAGGAUGUGCGUAAAGUGGCCCUAUGUUCGGCUCUUUCUACAGUCAUCUACCGAAUUUUUAACACUCGUCCGCCUCCGAGCAGCAUUGUUGAGCGGGUCCACCACUUUGUGAGCAGAGACAAGAGCUUUAAAUCCCGUAUUAUGGGCAAAAAUCGGAAGAUGAAUGUUCGUGGUCAUCCAUUGGUAUUGCGUCAAUACUAUGAAGUGACGCACUGCAAUCAUUGUCAGACGAUUAUCUGGGGUGUGAGUCCGCAAGGUUAUCAUUGUACAGACUGUAAAUUGAAUAUACACCGUCAAUGCUCGAAAGUAGUUGAUGAGAGUUGUCCCGGUCCCCUGCCCCAGGCGAAACGUCUCCCCCAUAACGAUAAAAUCAGUAAAUUCAUGGGUAAAAUUCGACCGCGUACUAGCGACGCUAUUGGAAAUGAAAAACGCAGUCGACAAGAUGAGGAUUUGGACGUUGAGUUGACUCCAGAUCGUGGUCAGACGUCGAUUGUGCGGCAACCCUCAGAUCGUCGACCAGAUGCAAACAUAUCAAUACGAUCGAAUGGGAAUACGUCAUGUAACACUUCGGCGCUGAAUACCACCGACCUGCAGAGUUCAUUUCACGGCAGCUGUGCCAAUGACAGUAUUAACGUCGGUGGUGGUGCCGGAUGUAACAUGGAUCUCUCCACAAGUGUAGCGUCAACGGCUCCGUCUAGUAGUGGUUCCGUUUCCGCCGGUUUAAGUGCGUUUGCUGAUCUGAAUGCUCUGGAUGCGGUAGAUAAAGAAGCUCGAAGGGAGCGUUACAGUCAGCAUCCAAAGCACAAGAGCGCGCCAGUUUCCGUAAAUCGCUCCGAAUCCUACAAGGAGCGCUUGUCGAACAAGAGGAACCGCAACAGUCGCCGCAAGACCUCUGAUCCAAGUUUGUCGUCGCGUCCCAAUGAUGAGCAACUGGACUUGGGUCUUUCGAAUGCCAACUAUGUGGCCAGUUCCAAUUCUAGUCUCUCUUCAGCUGGUGGCAGCGAGAGUCCCAGCACUUCGAUGGAACAUUUUGCUGCAACCGGAGCAGCAGGUGGGGCCCAAGUACCGCCGAUUGGAUUAAACCAGAGCCAGCAUCCGCACUUGCUUAUCCAGCAGCAUGCACAGCAGUACUGUCAGCAGGAUUCCUUUCAGGCCGGUUUGGCAGGCGGCGGUGGAAGUAGUGCAGCUAACAACUCGAGUUUCUGGAAUGCCGGGCAUCCGUUACCCAGGCAAUGGAAUCUGGAGAGCGAUGACGAGGACGAUGUUAUCGAGGCUGACUGGAGUUCCAUGGUAGCAGCUGAUAUGCUGGCAGCUUUAACAGACGCUGAAAAGAAGCGUCAGGAGAUUAUUAAUGAAAUCUAUCAAACUGAACGCAACCAUGUGCGAACCCUAAAGCUGCUGGAUCGUCUGUUCUUCCUGCCGCUCUAUGAGAGCGGAUUACUGUCCCAGGAUCACCUGCUGUUGCUGUUCCCGCCUGCAUUGCUAUCGCUCCGUGAGAUUCAUGGUGCCUUUGAGCAAAGUCUGAAGCAAAGACGAAUUGAGCACAACCACGUAGUGAAUACCAUAGGAGAUCUGCUUGCUGACAUGUUCGACGGACAGUCUGGAGUCGUUCUUUGCGAGUUUGCAGCUCAGUUUUGUGCCCGUCAGCAAAUCGCCCUGGAGGCUCUUAAAGAGAAGCGCAACAAGGAUGAGACCCUCCAAAAGCUAUUGAGAAAAUCGGAAUCACAUAAAGCGUGUCGGCGGCUUGAACUGAAGGACCUGUUGCCCACUGUGUUGCAGCGUCUUACGAAGUAUCCGCUGCUGUUUGAGAAUCUAUACAAGGUGACUGUACGUUUGCUGCCGGAAAAUACCACAGAAGCGGAAGCCAUCCAACGAGCCGUGGAAAGCUCUAAAAGAAUUCUUGUUGAGGUCAACCAGGCAGUAAAGACAGCCGAGGAUGCUCACAAACUACAAAACAUUCAGCGUAAACUAGACAGAUCCUCCUAUGACAAGGAGGAGUUUAAGAAAUUGGACCUGACCCAACAUCACCUUAUCCAUGACGGCAAUCUGACAAUCAAGAAGAACCCUGGCGUGCAGCUGCACGGUCUACUGUUUGAAAACAUGAUUGUUUUGCUGACCAAGCAGGAUGAUAAAUAUUAUCUAAAGAACCUGCAUACCCCUUUAAUGGUGAGCAACAAACCAGUCAGUCCUAUUAUGAGCAUCGAUGCGGAGACUUUGGUGCGGCAAGAAGCGGCUGACAAAAAUUCCUUUUUCCUCAUCAAAAUGAAGACAUCACAAAUGUUGGAGCUACGUGCGCCUAGCAGCUCGGAAUGCAAGACAUGGUUUAAGCACAUCUCAGAUGCUGCUGCCCGACAGUCAAAGAAUCGUUCGAAGAAUGCUUCAAGCAGCCAUGACACAAGCAUCAGUGACCCAGCUCUCACCGCUAUCCCGCAUUCCAGCACCAAGGAGUCGUUGGAGCUGACCACCGAUUGUGCCCAGCCAAUGGCGGCGACAGCCACUUUGACCACCACACCUUUGGCUCCAAUGCUACCUAUAGCUACGGUAACACCGGCUCCAGCGACAAACAACAGCAAUACUAGCUCCCUAACCGGAGUGCAGCUGCGAAAUCCUCAAAGAGAAGUUGGAGCAACAGAGUCUGAUGCUGAUUAUGUGAACACACCGAAGCAGCGUUCCAGCCAGAAUGAAGUUAAUCGAUCAAUGUCCAUAAGAAGCACUGGGGAGCCUAGCAAUAAGUAUACUGCGAAUGGAACAGAGGCGAACGAUGUCACGCUGAGGCACUCUCAGUCGACCAGGGAGUCGGCUAGGCCGGGAUCGAGCGGGGAGGAAAGAAACUCUACCUAUGGCAUGGUGGGUGGUAACUCCAAACGCGACAGCGCGAGCAUUGUCUGCUCAAACAAUUCGAACAACACGCGUACCCUAUUAAUGCAGAGCCCCUUGGUGGAUCCGACAGCCAUUCAGGUCAGCAUCAGUCCAGCUCAUACUGCGGAACCUGUGUUGACUCCGGGAGAGAAACUUCGUCGCUUGGACGCAUCCAUUAGAAAUGAUUUGCUGGAGAAGCAGAAAAUCAUUUGUGAUAUCUUCCGCUUACCUGUGGAACACUACGAUCAGAUUGUCGACAUUGCCAUGAUGCCAGAGGCGCCGAAAGACAGUGCAGAUAUUGCUUUAGCUGCUUACGAUCAGAUUCAAACCCUGACCAAGAUGCUGAAUGAGUACAUGCACGUAACGCCCGAGCAGGAGGUCUCGGCGGUGUCCACUGUUAUUUGUGGCCACUGUCACGAAAAAGAAAAGCUGCGUAAAAAGGUGACACCAUCCGCUUCGUUUUCCUCAUCGCCACCACCGCUGCCUCCGCCAAAUAGACAGCACGCCCAGGCGCAGGCGCAAAUACCGCCUUCGCGGCUAAUGCCCAAACUACAAACCCUUGAUCUUGACGAAGUUGCCAUACACGAAGACGAUGACGGAUACUGUGAGAUCGACGAACUGCGCUUGCCAGCGAUUCCGUCCAAACCACAGGAAAGGCCCACAACGCCAUUGGCUCCGUUCAAAACUGAGCCGAAAAUUUCACAGCCUGUAGUUAUAGAGUCAACGAAGCGUCUAAGUAUAGAUGCUGUUCCUGAGGGUCUGUUAAUUGAGAAGGAACAAGCAGAAGCUGUUUCAGUGGACAGCAAGCUGGCAGAGAAGGAAGUUAAAACUGAUCCAUCAGAAAAGCUUCCAGCGAUUGGUGAUUCAUGUAACGAAGAAAAGAAAAAUGUUGAGGUGGAUAACAUUAAUGAAAAUGCUGACAUGACGAUUGCUGAUAAUGAGGCCUUGGUAGCUGCAUCAGUCGAAAGAUUAGCAAGCCAGAGUAGCGAGGUAGAAAUUACUGAAAAUGUAGACAAAUCUGUGGCUGACAAAAAAGAGGACAACGAUGUUGCAAUCGAACAAGUGGAAGUCUACAAAGUCGAUAGCUCGACGCAGACAUCAUCAACUGAAGCGCAAAAAGAUACGGAAAAGUUAACUGGAGGAUCUGGCAGCACCUGUGGGCCGAAUCGUAUCCAGCAUGCCACUGUGCUGGAGCCAAGUGUUCCCUGCCAUGCACUUAGCAGCAUUGUAACAGUACUGAAUGAGCAAAUUUCCAUGCUUUUGCCAAAAAUUAACGAACGUGAUAUGGAAAGAGAGCGAUUGCGUAAGGAGAAUCAACACCUUCGCGAGCUUUUAAGUGCGCUGCAUGAUCGUCAGCGAGUUGAUGAAGUAAAGGAAACUCCUUUUGAUCUAACGAAGUUGAUGCAUGCUGAGGAUGUAGAGUUUGACGAUGAUAUUGACGCCAUUUCCAACAGUUCGCUGACGCCAACGCCCACGCCGAUUCCGACGGCAUCCCCCAGCGCCAGCGGCCAAGUUCAGACAGCGGAAGCCAUGAGAGUUAACAGCACUGAGGAUGAGGAAUAGGAAACUUGUUUAAAUUUUUUUGUAUAAAAUACAUAUUUGUUCUUGUUUUCCCUAUACGCAUUUGACCAAUUGAAUUGGCGGCGUCUAUGUUUUACGAGUAGCCUUUCUUAGAGCAUGCCUUUUACUACUGUUAAUGUAGCUUCAUUUGUUUUCUUAAAAUAUUAUGUAUUCCACAAGAACCGAUAACACUUUAAAUUAAGCCUAACAGUGUCCCCUCGUAAAACUAAUUAAAUACAUAUAUAUAUGCAUAUUAUCGACUUAAAAAAAUAUCAACUAAAUACACAAUGUUUGAUACAUUUAUAAAGAACAAUAAAAAAUAUAGUUAUUGAGAUGAA
Messenger RNA from Drosophila eugracilis, 8758 nucleotides. RefSeq lists its product as uncharacterized. Gene Ontology annotation, molecular function: G protein-coupled receptor binding; guanyl-nucleotide exchange factor activity. NCBI's taxonomy places the organism in Eukaryota, Metazoa, Arthropoda, Insecta, Diptera, Drosophilidae. Gene Ontology annotation, biological process: G protein-coupled receptor signaling pathway. The record is from RefSeq and is a predicted model, not a curated record. The coding region runs from base 696 to 8423 and encodes 2575 amino acids. The transcript is spliced from 24 exons. Gene Ontology annotation, cellular component: cytoplasm.